This is a messenger RNA of Penaeus indicus, 694 nucleotides long. RefSeq lists its product as uncharacterized. The transcript has 7 exons. The coding region runs from base 101 to 694 and encodes 197 amino acids. The record is from RefSeq and is a predicted model, not a curated record. NCBI's taxonomy places the organism in Eukaryota, Metazoa, Arthropoda, Malacostraca, Decapoda, Penaeidae.
UGCGCAGGUAUCUUCUGUGUCCGGCAGUCUUGGAUUUACUCAGAGCGUGUGUUGUGAAAAGAGGCAAAGCAACGCUGUGCAACUCAUCUGAUCAACGAACAUGUGCAAUAUUUUGGCAUCGCUCUUUGGUCUAUCCCAGAGGACCAGCGCGCCCAAGGAGGAGGAAGGUCAAAGGUGGAGACGAGUUUUCCCUCAAGUCGUGGUGGUCAACGGGGCAGCCACCUUCCUCGCGUUCUUCUCCAACUGCGGACCGUGUAUCUUCACUGCCUGCGAGGUCCAAGGCUACGCGCUAUGGGGUGCAGCCGAAACCCUAUCAACGUGGUUCGUGAGAUGGUACUUCGUUUCGCUCGGGCUCCUCAUCCUUUUCACAAUCCUCUCGUGCUGGUGCAAGAUCUGCGUGCUUCUGGAAGAUCAUGGGCGACGGAACAGCGCAAGGGCACAGCUCCUCCUCAACACCUUGGUCGUCUGCUUCAACUACGCCGUAGGGUGGCUGCCGUACACUCUGCUGGUGGGCAUCAGCGGUAGCCUGGAUGGAGGGACCUUUGUGAAAGGCUUUGAAAGUCUAUGUGUGAACUUGGUCGAUGUCCUCCAAGCCAACACAAUGUUUAAGAACAGUACCUCCCAAAAGUAUAUUACUAAUUUACUUCAGAUUGUAAACAUAACAGACCAAUAUUACGUUCUCUUACAAGUCUAA